AUGGGGGGGAGCUGGCGUUCAGUGCGAUGCCUGCCUCGGUCCGGCUCUCUGCAUCGCUGUAACGCACGAUACCUGUCGACGGCAAGCGUACCUGCACCGCCGUACGACAUUUUGUUUUGUGGGACGGAUGCCUUUGCCCAUGCUGCUCUGCAAGCGAUUCUCUCGCGGUCAGAUUUGUACACAUCGAUGCACGUCCUUACACCACCGGAUGUAAAGCACAAAUGGGGCGCACGUCGCAUGCGUGUAUCGCCUGUCAAGCAGCUGGCAUUAACGCAUGCCAUUCCUACGUGUGAACUGCCGGCCGCAGGAAUGGAUAUGUUUCCGUUACCGUCCGCGCUGCAAACGUCCAAAGCGCCGAUGCUUGUCACAGCGUCGUUUGGCCACCGAAUUCCCACGACGCUUCUUCACCAGUUUCCGUCGCCAUCACUCACGCUCAACUUGCACCCUUCCAUGCUGCCGGAUCUGCGUGGCGCCGCGCCGAUUCAGUGGGCCCUGGCGCGUGGGUAUACUGAGACAGGCAUCACAGUCCAGCAAUUGCAUCCGACACACUUUGACCAGGGCGGUAUCCUGAAACAGGUGCCGUUCGCUAUACCCGCAGGCAGUACCUACCUAUCGCUGCUGCCCAGCAUCGCAGAGCGUGGAGCGCAGUUGCUGGUCGAUGUCAUGGCGACACUGCCUACGUGCCAUACACAGCUGCAGUCGCAGCACGGCAUGCCGGGUACACGUGCCCCGAAACUGGCACCCAAGUUCUCCGUGGUGCGCUGGGAUCGCUGGACUGCCGCGUCCAUAGAUGGACGCCAGCGUGGAUUUGGCUAUGCCCAACCGAUCACGAUGACGCUCAAGCCUCCGUCACAUACCCGCUUUCCGUCUGUGAACGUGGCCAUUCGUGAGGGGCAAGCCAAUCCGCAGCGCCGACGCAUGGUGGCAAGGCUUUCGCGACCGCGCUGA
Messenger RNA from Malassezia pachydermatis, 948 nucleotides. Its product is annotated as methionyl-trna formyltransferase. The record is from RefSeq and is a predicted model, not a curated record. Gene Ontology annotation, molecular function: methionyl-tRNA formyltransferase activity. The transcript is spliced from 4 exons. Bases 1 to 948 code for a protein of 315 amino acids. Lineage: Eukaryota; Fungi; Basidiomycota; Malasseziomycetes; Malasseziales; Malasseziaceae. Gene Ontology annotation, cellular component: mitochondrion. Gene Ontology annotation, biological process: biosynthetic process; conversion of methionyl-tRNA to N-formyl-methionyl-tRNA.